This is a messenger RNA of Drosophila takahashii, 1731 nucleotides long. RefSeq names its product pre-mRNA-splicing factor 38B. The record is from RefSeq and is a predicted model, not a curated record. Gene Ontology annotation, cellular component: precatalytic spliceosome. NCBI's taxonomy places the organism in Eukaryota, Metazoa, Arthropoda, Insecta, Diptera, Drosophilidae.
UACACAUCGCCAAUUUGGGCAUUUUCCUUGCAUGCAAAUUGCAAAAGUGCGUGCAUUUUCCGCAUUUUCCCGCGCGCACAACCCUCCGGCAGCCGUGAAAUUGAUGCCCCCAGUUGCGGACGAGCAGUAGGCAUGGACGAGGAUUAUUCGGCGUCAUCUUCGGCCGGCGGUGGCGGCGGCGGUGGAGGCGGUGGAAAGAAGGCCGGCGUGGGCAAGCAGCACAACACGCUGCCCUUCUGGGGCAACGAGACCUCGAUGAACCUGAAUCCCCUGAUCCUGGCCAACAUCCAGAGCUCCAGCUACUUCAAAGUUCACUUGUUCAAGCUGAAAACCUACCACGAAGUGGUCGACGAGAUCUACUACCAGGUGAAGCACAUGGAGCCCUGGGAGCGCGGAUCCCGCAAGACGUCCGGCCAGACGGGCAUGUGCGGCGGAGUGCGCGGCGUCGGCGCCGGCGGCAUUGUGUCCACGGCCUACUGCCUGCUCUACAAGCUGUACACGCUGCGGCUGACCCGGAAGCAGAUCAACGGGCUGCUCAACCACACAGACUCGGCCUACAUCCGGGCACUAGGCUUCAUGUACUUGCGCUAUACGCAACCGCCGAGCGACCUAUACGACUGGUAUGAGGACUAUCUGCAGGACGAGGAGGAGAUCGACGUGAAGGCGGGCGGCGGCCAGGUCCUAACCAUCGGCCAGAUGGUCUACCAGUUUAUGACCAAGCUGGACUGGUUCUCCACGCUCUUUCCGCGCAUCCCCGUGCCGAUUCAGAAGCAGAUCGAGAAGAAGAUCGAGCAGUACUGCAGGGAGCAGGGUCUGACUGUCAACCAGCUGAGCUCGGGCCGAUCGGCGGGGGGUCAGGGUGCCGGUGGAGGUGGCACCGGGGCCGCUGGCCAGGAUGCCGACUACCAGGAGUACCAGGAUGGAGGUGCGGGCAUGGAUCGUGGAGGAGGUCGUGGCGGUGGACAUGCCGCGGCGGCCUCCAAUGCCCGGCCAAAUGCCUACCCGCCGCCGAUGAACUAUCGCAACGAUCACGACGAUCGUGACUACUAUGCCGCCGCCUCGGGCUCCUCCUACGCCCGGGGUCGCGGCGGCUACGAGGACUACCCACCGGCACCACUGCCGCCACAGAUGCCUUACGGUUCGGGCGGGGAGCGCGAGAGGGAGAGGGAUCGGGUGCGGGACAAGGAGAAGGACUACGACCGCCACCGCAGCAAGCACAAGAAGAAGCACAAGCACAGGCAGAGCUCGCGCAGUCGCAGCAGAAGCCGCAGCCGGAGUCGCCACCGCUCCGAGCGCCACGAUCGCAAGCGGGACGGAGGUGGCUACGAGCGGAGCAGCAAGAGCCGGCACAACGAACACUAUGAAGAGCGGGAGCGACGUCAUCGGUGAAGACCGAUUCCAACACCCACCAAACGAACCCACUUCUUAAGUUGUUCCACUACUAACUCACUUUGUUUCCGCCAUCAAGCUGUACCACCUUUUUACCUUUUUUUUUAUUUGUCAAUCCCCAACUCUACUCUUUGGAAGCCGCGGUCGACAGUUGCGCUUCUUACUCAGGUUAAACACUCCCCGAAUGCCCCCAAUUCCCCAUAACUAACACUAAAACUAGACACAAUCACACUCAGACACAGCAGCAAGGCUAUAUUUUGUAAUUUGUGACUACACUUAUGCUGAUAAAAUAGUUUCCAAGUUGUGUUUAUGCAAAUAAAGUCAAAAAUAAUUUGUUUAAAA